Molecule: messenger RNA, 4729 nt
Organism: Copidosoma floridanum
Lineage: Eukaryota; Metazoa; Arthropoda; Insecta; Hymenoptera; Encyrtidae
Product: putative multidrug resistance-associated protein lethal(2)03659
Biological process (GO): transmembrane transport
Cellular component (GO): membrane
Molecular function (GO): ATP binding; ABC-type transporter activity; ATP hydrolysis activity
Source: RefSeq, a predicted model, not a curated record
CUCGUCUCGUCUCGGAGUUUCGGAGCACAGGGCUCUUUGUGCCGCACUUGCGUAUUGUACUACACGUGUGGGCUCGAAUCUGGUGUUUGCUCUCGAACAAAAAAAAAAAAAGACAUAAACAUACUUGGCAAUUAACGAGGAGAUUAAUAAAAAAAAUAAUCGAAAGUGCCGUGACAGUGGAGGGAGGGAGAGAGAGAAAGUUAAUCAAUAGCGCCGACAGUGCAGUGUUCCUAUGCCGAUAGCACGUUUGGACAGGUAGAAGCUAAGCGAGAAAAUGGACGGCAAAAUUUCCUCAGAGAAGCCCAAGAACCCAAGGGAGAACGCAAAUCCACUGAGCGCGUUAACAUUUGGUUACAUCCUUCGGCUGUUCUGGGUGGGCUACCGUCGCGACCUCGACAUCCAAGACCUGUACCAGCCGCUGAAGGAACACACGAGCAACCUACUGGGUGAGAAGAUUGCGCGAUUAUGGGAGGAGGAGUGCCAGCGCGUGAAAAACAAGCAGCUGUCCAAACGAAAAAGCGGCGAUAGGGGCAAGGAGGGGGACGACCCACCUGGGACCCAUCAAGGCCCCCAGCCGAGCUUGCUGCGCGUGCUCUGGAAAUGCUUCGGCUGCAAAAUUAUGCUCUACGGGGUUGUCCUCGCCAUUUUCGAAAUUGGACUCAGAGUGCUGCAGCCGCAGUUCCUGGCCUACCUGCUGAAGUACUUCACGGGCAGCGGCAACGUGAGCCUCAACGAGGCGUACCUGUACGCCCUGGGGGUGAUCCUCUGCUCGGCUCUGAACGUCUUCGUGAUCCACCCGUACAUGAUGGCCAUCCUCCACAUGGGCAUGAAAAUGCGGGUGGCCUGUUGCACCCUCAUCUACCGCAAGUCCCUCAAGUUGUCGCGCACGGCCUUGGGCGAGACGACGGUUGGCCAGGCGGUGAACCUACUCUCGAACGACGUCAACCGGUUCGACGUGGCCACGAUAUUCCUCCACUACUUGUGGAUCGGGCCCCUCCAGACGAUGAUCGUCAUGUACGUCAUGUACAACGAGGUCCAAAAGUCAGCCAUCAUCGGGGUGGCGACCCUGCUGAUGUUCAUACCGCUGCAAGGCUUCCUGGGGAAAAAGUCAUCGUCCCUGAGACUCAAGACCGCUAUAAGGACAGACGAGCGGGUGAGGCUGACCAACGAGAUCAUAAACGGCAUACAAGCCAUCAAGAUGUACACCUGGGAGAAGCCGUUCAGCGCGCUCAUCCACAAGGCCAGGUUCAACGAGAUCAAAGUCAUAAGGGGCAUGUCGUACGUCAGGGGGGCCAUCAUGUCCUUCAUCAUAUUCUCGACGAGGCUCUCUUUGUUCAUCACGAUACUCACGUACGUCCUCCUGGGAAAUGACAUCACCGCCGAGACCGUAUUCAUGCUCACGGCCUAUUACAACAUACUCAGGACCAACAUGACCGUUUUCUUUCCCCAAGGUAUAACCCAGAUAGCCGAGGUGCUGGUGUCCAUCCGGCGUCUGCAAAAGUUCAUGCUGUACGAGGAGGUGUCGACUCGCGCGCACCGCAGUAUGAUUUACCGGAAGCCGAGGGAGGAAAUGGACACUGGGAAAAAGGGCAAGAAGAGGAAGCCGGAGGAGAACGGCAAGGCGGCGGCGAAUACUUUGGCCGAGGAGGAGGUCGACAACAGCGGGUCCAUCAAGCUGGACAAUGUGUCGGCCAAGUGGUUGGCGCACGAAAAAACCGACACCUUGGCGGGGAUCAGUUUGGACGUCAAGCCGGGAGAGCUGCUCGCCGUUGUCGGCCAGGUUGGCUCGGGAAAGUCCAGUUUGCUCAACGUCAUACUCAAGGAACUCCCGCUUAACUCUGGAAGGGUCGAGGUCAAUGGUCAAAUAGCGUACGCGAGCCAAGAGCCGUGGUUGUUCGCGGGCUCGGUGCGCCAGAACAUACUGUUCGGGAGGAAAAUGGUCCAGCACAGGUACGAGCAGGUGAUCAAAGUGUGCCAGCUCAGGAGGGACUUGAGACUGCUGCCCUACGGCGACAAGACCAUCGUCGGCGAGCGGGGAAUCAGCCUUUCCGGAGGACAAAGAGCCAGGAUCAACUUGGCCAGAGCCGUCUACUCGGACACGCCGAUCUACGCGUUCGACGACCCACUGAGCGCUGUGGACGCCCACGUGGGCAAGCACAUGUUCGAGGAGUGCAUCACCAAGUACCUGAGGAAGAAGACGAGGAUCCUGGUCACCCAUCAACUCCAGUACCUCAACACGGUCGACAGGAUCAUCGUACUGAAGGACGGGCUGAUCAAGGCUCAGGGGUCGUUCGACCAGCUGGUGGCCCAGGGGGUGGACUUUGGCCGGCUACUCGAGUCCCAGUCGGCCAAGGAGAACACGAAGGACGAAGCCGGGGGCUCGGCACCAGUGAGCCGCAGCACAUCGCGCCAGGGUAGCAUAACGUCUCUCAGCUCCUUCAUGACGAACGAGAACAACCUGGGAAUCGGCGAUCCCCAGGAAGAGGAGGAAAUGCGGAGCAAAGGCUCGGUCGGUGGCUGGGUCUACCGGGGCUACUUCGGCGCCGGAGGCAACUGUUGCGUCGUGUUCACCAUGUUUCUCCUCUGCAUCCUAUCCCAGUUCUUUGCCAGUUUCGGCGACUACUUCAUAUCCAUGUGGGUCAGCAUGGAGGAGAAAUCCAAGGACGGGUGGGUGGGCUUCAUCUCGCGCGAGGAGUGCAUCUACAUUUACAGCGGGAUCACGGUGCUGACCAUCAUAGUGACCCUCGUGCGCUCCUCGGCGUUCUUCAACAUGUGCAUGCGGGCCUCGCGCAACCUCCACGACACCAUGUUCAGUUCGGUCAGUCGAGCGACCAUGCGCUUCUUCAACACCAACACUUCAGGCCGGAUCCUCAAUCGGUUCUCCAAGGACAUGGGCGCGGUGGACGAGCUCCUGCCGGUCGCUCUGAUCGAUUGCCUACAGAUCGGGCUGUCCCUCCUUGGUAUCAUCGUCGUCGUGGCCAUGUCGAAGCCGUGGCUGCUCCUCGCGACCUUCGCCAUAAGCUUCGUCUUUUGGUACAUCAGAGUCUUUUACAUCGCCACCGGGCGCAGCGUCAAGCGACUCGAGGGCGUCACUCGUUCACCUGUUUUUGGUCACCUGAGCGCCACCCUGCAGGGUCUGGCGACCAUCCGGUCGUUCGACGCGGACGAGACCCUCAUCAACGAGUUUGACAACCACCAGGACCUCCACUCGUCGGCUUGGUACAUCUUCAUAGCGACCUCUCGGGCCUUUGGCUUCUACCUCGACGUCUUUUGCCUGGUGUACAUAACCCUCGUGACCCUGAGCUUCCUCAUCAUGAGCACCAACGACGACAAGCCCGACGGUGCCUCCGUUGGUCUGGCCAUCACCCAGAGCAUCGGUCUCACCGGUAUGUUCCAGUGGGGCAUGCGCCAGAGCACCGAACUCGAGAACCAGAUGACCUCCGUGGAGCGCAUUCUCGAGUACAGCAAAUUGCCGAGCGAGCCAGCGCUGGAGAGCCUUCCGGACAAAAAGCCGAGCGACGACUGGCCCUCCGAGGGCAAAAUCGAGUUCAAGUCCGUAUUCCUGCGCUACUCCCCAACCGAGCCUCCCGUGCUCAAGAACCUCAACUUCACGAUCCAGCCAAAGGAGAAGAUCGGUAUCGUGGGCCGAACCGGCGCCGGUAAAUCCUCCCUCAUCCAGUCGCUCUUCAGGCUGGCCGACGUGCAGGGCCAGAUCGAGAUCGACGGGGUGGAGACGGGAGAGAUCGGCCUCCACGACCUUCGCCAGCAGAUCAGCAUAAUUCCCCAGGAGCCGUUCCUGUUCUCGGGCACCCUGCGCAAGAACCUCGAUCCCUUCGACACAUACGACGACGCAGUUCUGUGGCAGGCCCUCGAGGAGGUCGAGCUCAAGGAGAUGGGCCUGCAGGCACACAUCAACGAGGGUGGCAGCAACAUGAGCGUCGGCCAGAGACAGUUAGUCUGCCUGGCCCGGGCGAUCGUCAAGAACAACCCCAUACUCGUGCUAGACGAGGCUACGGCCAACGUCGACCCCAAGACCGACGAGCUCAUACAAAAGACCAUCAGGACCAAGUUCGCCGAGUGCACGGUGCUCACGAUAGCCCACAGGCUCAACACCGUCAUGGACAGCGAUCGCAUCCUCGUCAUGGACGCCGGCACGGCUGUGGAGUUUGACCAUCCCCACGUGCUUCUGCAGAAAGAGUCGGGCUACCUGCGAAGUAUGGUCAACGAGACCGGUCCAGCGAUGGCGGAGGCUCUGCAGGAAGUGGCCGAGAGGGCCUACAACACCAACAGCUACGACACGGCCCUUUGAAGGGGGUAUUCUUUUUAUUCUCGCGCGAAUCGCGAGUGACGCGAAACUGUGAAAAUCGUUUCGACCGGUGGCGAAUUUUUCGUCCCCGGGCGACCAAGUACUCGGGAGGGACAAGCGCGAGUAAGGCCGUCCAACCUCUGUCUCGUUAUCGGAGAGCCGGUGUUUUCUUCCACUGCACAGUAUUACUUUACAACAAAUUUUUUUAUUCCUUUGUACAUCGCUUUGCUGUACAACUUUUGAAGGACAAUUUACGCAUAAACAUCAUUUACCGCCAUUAGGACGUUAAUGUUGACGGGAGCAUUGCGAUGAUACUUUUUUUCGGUGCUUUUAUACGUACGUCAAAUAUAUACACGCACUUUUUGCCUAAUGAGGCUGCGCUUUGGGUAACGAUUAGGUUUUUUUUUUUUUUUUUUUUUUUUU